Molecule: messenger RNA, 25680 nt
Organism: Coregonus sp. 'balchen'
Lineage: Eukaryota; Metazoa; Chordata; Actinopteri; Salmoniformes; Salmonidae
Source: the annotation of a GenBank genome assembly
AUGGAGAAUGGAUCCUUGGACAGCUUUCUGAGAGUGAGUUUAAAACAUUACUCAGCUAAACUAGACUUAUCUUUACACGCCAUACAACAGUACACUCUUAGAAAAAAAGGUGCUAAGUAGAACCAUACAGUGUUCUUCGGUUUGUCCCCAUAGGGGAACCCUUUUUGGUGCUAAGUAGAACCCUUUGCAGAGGGUUAUAUCUAUAACCCGCUAUGUAAGGUUCUUCAAAGAACACCCUGUAUAUGAUUCUACCUAGAACCCUCGAUGAAGGGUCCUGCCUAGCACCCUCUAUGACGGGUUCUACCAAAAACCAUUUUAUAAUCUAAAGGUUCUUCCUAGAACCGUCUAUGAAGGGUUCUACCGAGAACCAUUUUAUCUUUGGAGGGUUAUUCCUAGAACCCUCUGAACGGUUCCAACAGCCUUACUAGCCUUUAAAAUAGUAUUAUUUAUGACAAUGCAUAUAUCAUAAGGCCUUUCUUUGAGGGCCUAGUUAUGCCCUAACACAGUGGUGUUAGGAAUAUCCUGGUUUACAGGCCACAUCAGGCCUGCAAGUCACAUUAUGCUGCUUUGCAAAGUUAUGUUUUAUUCCUAUUGGAAUCCUGCCAGAGUUAGGAUAUACAACAAGUGGAAUUGUUAAUCACCUGCAACCUGCAUUCAGAAUGCCUGCCAGGGUAGGGAAGAUUGAAUACUGAGACUACCUACAUUUUUUAAACUGGAACAACCAUCUCAGUAACAGGUGCUAUAAAUCCAACAGAUUCAUAAAUCCAACAGAUUCGAUUAGUUUAGAAAACUCUAUGUUAUUUAUCUUUGUGUUGCAUAACAUUUAUCAACCAAUCAAUGCAAAAACACAGAUAUUACAGUAAAACAAACAAUUCUUAAAAUCUCUCUGCAAUAGAGCAUGCUGGGAAAUAUGAUAUAUGGUUCUAUGGAGAACCCUUCUUGUCUUCCAAAGACUCCUUCUUGGCUUCCAAAUAAUCAUCAAAGAAGCCUUUCUUCCAAAAACGGUGUGCCUGUGUGUCUGCACAGCAUCCCUUCUGAUAGAAAAGGGAGUAGCUGCAACCUUGUCCAGCUAUUUCCUCUGGUCGUAGAGUGGCCUGGCUUUUAUCACAGGGAACUGUCAUACCACACAUACACACACAUACAGACACACACACACACACACACAGUCAUCCCUCUCCUCCGCACCACAUUACUGUACCUCAUGUUUGUGUUAUGACUAUAUGACUGUAGCAGCUUUGAUCCGACUCAGCCUGUCUCUACCAGGUGGUCUGGGCUUUAUAUAGUGCCCUGGAAAACACCAUCUAUUUAGUCAAAGACUCUGGCAUGGUAUUGUCAGGCCUAUUUGGUUGUGGAAAUUAGGAUUGUACAAUUCACUUUGAAAUGACCAAGUUAAUGUCAGAGGUGAUUUGAAAGGUUAAUGUAAUUGGUUUGAAUAUUAAUAUAUGAAUGUUCCGCUGUAUUUCGAGUGGCGCAGUGGUCAAAGGCACUGCAUUGCAGUGCUAGCUGUGCCACUAGAGAUCCUGGUUCGAAUCCAGGCUCUGUCGUAGCCGGCCGUGACCGGGAGACCCAUGGGGCGGCGCGCAAUUGGCCCAGCGUCGUCCAGGGUAGGGGAGGGAAUGGCCGGCAGGGAUGUAGCUCAGUUGGUAGAGCAUGGCGUUUGCAACGCCAGGGUUGUGGGUUCGAUUCCCACAGGGGGUAUGAAAAAAUAAAAAAUAAUGUAUGCACUAACUGUAAGUCGCUCUGGAUAAGAGCGUCUGCUAAAAUGUAAAUGUCAUAUUCAUUCUGUUUUUCAAUCCAGUCUCAUCUGUUUUAGAGGUAUGACAUUCCACUUGUGACUGAUUCUAUAUCUGUUUCGCUCUCUCUCUCUCUCUCUCUCUCUCUCUCUCUCUCUCUUCCCCUUCUCUCUUCAACCCUCUUCCUCCUCUGCCUGCUCCUUAAAGAAACACGAUGCCCAGUUUACUGGUAUCCAGUUGGUGGGCAUGCUGCGUGGCAUUGCGUCGGGCAUGAAGUACCUGUCUGACAUGGGCUACGUCCACAGAGACCUGGCCGCCCGCAACAUUCUGGUCAACAGCAACCUGGUGUGUAAGGUGUCUGACUUCGGCCUGUCCAGAGUCCUGGAGGAUGACCCCGAGGCUGCUUACACCACACGGGUAAGACAUGUUUGUUGGAUUUAUCAAUGAGAACAGAUGGGUUUAAUAGUUGUUUGUGACAGAGACAGGAUAAUAUCCACAGCAAAUUUGCAAGUGUUAAAAUAUUGGUGUUAAGGUAAAAAGUGAGUGUUAUAUCUGAGUGUUGAUUCUACAUGCGGUAAAUAAAUGAAGUGUUAUUUGAAUCACAGUGGAAUCAACACUGGUGUUGUUACUCGAGUGUGUUGAGUUCAUUUACGUUAACUCUCUAAAUGAAAAAGACGUGGGAGGGGCCUCAUGCUUUGUUGCAGGUAGAUUUUUAGAAUAGUUUGUUUUAAUAUCUAUGUUUCUGCAUGCACAUUGAUUGAUUAGUUGAUCUUAUACUAUGCAAAGAUAAAUAACUAAAACAAUUCUAAACUAGUCCAAUGUGUAAGGGUUUGGAUUUAUUGCACCCGUUACUGAGAUGGUUGUUCCAGUUUAGAUGGUUUAGGUAGUCUUGUUUGUCUAGUCCUUCACCAUAGCAGUCAUUCUGAAUGCAGGUUGUGGGUGAUAAAAUAUUCCAAGUGUUGGAUAUCCAACUUCACAAACCAUCUUAUUGUGACUUGCAGGUCUGAUGUGGCCCAUGAGCCAAGAUUUUCAGACCACAAUGUUGAGGAUAACUAGGCUAUAAGUAAAGGCCUUAUGAAAUGUCUAAUAUGUGGUCAUGAAGGGUUUACUUUUCAAACACACUUAGGCAGUCACUUGGUGUAGGCUUCAGGACUAGAAGUUAUGGAAUGCAACAACCAUGUCUCUGUCACUAGCAAAUACAGUAAUGGGUGGGUAUCUCUCACAUUCACAUGAAAGGAAUCCUGGGAAAUAUGCAAAUAAGGAUUUACAACCUCCAAUGUUAAAACAACACCCCCCCAAAACAAAUAUAUAAUAAUGUAUAAUGUAAUGCUACAGUUGUUAUUCCCUAACACAAAAAAAGUGUAACAGCAUCAACUCUAAUAAAGUGUUAAUUUAAGUUGGAAUUUGCAACACCCAUGGUGUUAAGGACCAACACUCUAUGGGUGUUAGUUUGUGAACACUUUGAAAAGUGUUAGUUUAACACUAUUUUGGUGGGUCACAUAUAAUUUCUAAGAAAGUGUUAGGUUUAACACUGUGGGUGUUAAAAUUCUGAUCUCAAAUUUGCUGUGUGGGGUGAGAGUCUGCCAUGUACUGUAAGAACCCCCUCUGUCCAUAACUCUGGUGUCUAAUAGUGAGUGGACAGGUUGCUGUGGACAGAGAUAAUGGUUAUCACGGUCAGACAUAGCUGAGCUGACCAACCUCUGUCUCAGGUGUACACAGAAGGGCAUCUCUCCACACAACAAAUUAGAGAUCAGAAUGUUUUAACAUCCACAGUGCUAAAUCUAACACUUACUUAGUGUGACCCACCAAAAGAGUGUUAAACUAACACCAAGUGAGUGCCUUAUUGAAUAUUUUGUCAUAAAACAUCUAUUAUUUAUGACAAUACAUAAAAAAGUUUGACAAUACCAUACUUCGACAGCCUAGUUUUACCCUAACACAGUGGUCUGAAACUUCUGGUUUGCAGGCCACAUCACAUCGGCAAGUCAUAUUAUGCUGGCUUUCAAAGUGUUAUAUAAUUCCUAUUGGAAUCCAGCCAGAGUUAGGACAUCCAACAAUUUGAACUUUUAAUCACUCGCAAUCUACAGUUAGAAUGACUGCUAAGGUAGGGAAGAUUGAUAAAUGAGACUACCUAAACCUUCUAAACUGGAACAACCAUCUCAAUAACGAGUGAAAUAAGUCUAACCACUUACAGAUUGGAUUAGUUUAGAAAAAUGUAUGUUAUUUAUCUUUGUGCAGUAUAAGAUCAAUUAAUCAAUCAAUGUUCAUGCAGAAACAUAGAUAUUAAAACAAACUAUUCUAAAAAGCAAUCUCCAACAAAGCAUGCUGGGAAAUAUGAUAAUGACAUGUCUUUUUCACUCUGAGAGAGUUAACGAAAAUUAAUUCAAAACAGUUGAGUAGCAACACCACCACCUUGUUAACACUUCGCCAGGUGGCGUCAAUUUCAAAUCCCACUGGCGUUAACCCCACUAGAAUCAGCACUCAGCUGUAACACUUUUUACCUCAACACCAAGAUUUUAACACCCGCAAAUUUGCUGUGUAUCGCUCACUCCCUUUCUGUCGCUCUAUCUCCCCCUCGCCAGCACUCUCUGUGAAUACAUGCUGUCCAUGAGACAAAUCACCUCAUAUGUCACAUACACAUGCACAGACACACACACCGACACACAAACGUCUGGCCUCUCAGCAGUGCGGAACGGGACAGCCAGUACAUAAAUAAAAUCAGGGCGAGAUAACGGCAACAUAAAUGUUUGUGUUCUCCUGAAGGAUUAUGGGAAAGGAAUGACAAACAUAGUAGAUAAGCAAAAUCAAGAGGGCUUUGUAUCCAACCUAUCCCCAUAACAUUGUGUGUGUGUGUGUGUGUGGUCACCUUGUGGCCUGACAUUAGUAUGCAGGGCUCUGCUUCAGACCCCCAUGUUAAAUAAACACUCACAGAGACUUCACUCCCACAAACUCAUGACCUAAAAUAUGCUGAUAGACUUCCCCUAGUGUGUCACUAGUAAUAGAGCUGAGUUCCCAUCCAUUCUACAGUUAUGAAUGUAUCAGACCCAGUAGGCCGUUGCCUCUCCCUCCCUCUUCUGUCAGACCACUCUGCUGUUCUGUCAGCCCUGUCUGUGUCUCAGUGGUGUCAUACUGUACCAUCAUUAGAGGUAUAGUCCUUGUUCUCCUGAGGCUGGCUGGGUUUAUAUAAACUCACAAUGGAUGUAUUUAUUUGUGUGUGUUUGUGUGUGUGUGUGCGCGUGUGUGUGCACAUCUGUGUGUGUGCGUGUGUGUGUGCACAUCUGUGUGUGGUGUGUGUGUGUGUGCUCCUGCGUGCAUGUGUGACAUCACUGGGGCCGAACUCCCUGCCAUCCAGGACCAGGCGGUGUCAGAGGAAGGCCCGAAAAACAGCCAAAGAAUCCAGCCAUCCAAGUCAUAGACUGUUCACUCUGCUACCGUCCGGCAAACGGUACCGGAGCAUCUGCUCUCGGACCAACAGGCUCUAAAUAGCCAUAAGACUGCUAAAUAGUCAAUUUAAUGGUUACACAGGCUAUCUGCACUGACCCUAUCUUGCACUGACUCUAUCCACACUCACAAGACUAUACACUGAGUGCACAAAACAUUAUGAACACCUGCUCUUUCCAUGGCAUGGACUGGCCAGGUGAAUCCAGUUGAAAGCUAUGAUCCCUUAUUGAUGUCACUUGUUAAAUCCACUUCAUCAGUGUAGAUGAAGGAGAGGAGACAGGUUAAAGAAGGAUUUUUAAGCCUUGAGACAAUUGAGACAUGGAUUGUGGGUGUGUGCCAUUCAGAGGGUGAAAGGGCAAGACAAAAUAUUUGAAGGGGGUGUGGUUGUAGGUGCCAGGCACACAGGUUUGUGUCAAGAACUGCAACGCUGCUAGGUUUUUCACGCUCAACAGUUUGACGUGUGUAUCAAGAAUGGUCCACCACCCAAAGGACAUUUCAGACAACUUGAAACAACUGUGGGAUGCAUUGGAGUCAACAUGGGCCAGCAUCCCUGUGGAAAGCUUUCGACACCUUGUAGAGUCCAUGCCCCGACGAAUUGUGGCUGUUCUGAGGGCAAAAGGGGGUGCAACUCAAUAUUAGGAAGGUGUUCUUAAUGGUUUGUACACUCAGUGUAUACGCACACCACACUUACUCACACACACACUACACUGACACACAAAACCCACACACAUUCACAUACGCCCACACAAACAUAAUACACACACGCAUACCGACACAAUGCACACACAAACACACACACUUUUACACUCAUCAUAUGCUACUGCUACUCUGUUCUUUAUUUUACUCUUAGGGAGGGAACGUUAUUUAUAAUAAUGGUUACGUGGAGAAAAUCUGACCUCUGAAAUGAAAAUGGAUGGCCCUUCCUUCAGCAACAUAUAUUUUACCUAAACCCUCCCUGAACGCUUGAAAAAAAACUAGUCACCCUCGCCUAUACCCAAAAUAAUAAUUGAAACAAAGUGGAUAGCAAAGAACGUGUCUACCAUUUACCCCCACUUCUUGGACAGACCAGAGCCUUAGAUAUGCAGUUUUAGAAACUGUUCUUCAUCUUGUAAGCGUUACAUGGCAACGCAGGAUUUUUGAUUGUGCACAGGGCUGAAGGCCAGUGUCACGUUCGUCGUAAUAAGUGGACCAAGGCGCAGCGUGAUAUGCGUACAUACUUUUAAUAGUACUUAAUACACGAUACAACAAAACAACAAAACGAAACGUGAAGUCCUCGGUUAACAAACACAAACCUACACGGAACAAGAUCCCACAAAUGACAAGUGCACAACAGGCUGCCUAAGUAUGGUUCCCAAUCAGAGACAACAAGACACAGCUGCCUCCGAUUGGGAACCACCCUGGCCAACACAGAAACACACGAUCUAGAAAAGAACACAUAGAAAACAAAACAUAGACACUACACAUAUAAACUAACACCCUGGCUCAACAUAUAAGAGUCCCCAGAGCCAGGGCGUGACAGCCAGAAGGUUGUGGGUUCGCAGACCAGCGUGGACAAGAGUAGGGGUGGAGAGAUCUCCUUUAUAGUAAUUGCAUUAAUCUAUCAUCGUAUUUGCAGGUCUGAGAAAAAUAGCCUUUUACAAACAUUUCAUGCAAUUCUACGUCCUUUCACAAAUAAGGCUAAGAAUGGACAGUGUGUUCAUCUUAUCAUAUUUCUCCAAUGCAAAAUCAGUGAGUCUUGUUUGCAACGAAACUGUCCCUGUUUGCAAAUAAUUAAAUCUGAGACGUUAUGAGGAAUCUGAGCAUGGUACUUUCAAAAGUUGGACCUACCUUUCCACCCCAGACAGAGUAGGCCUACCGACACAGAAAACGUUAAGCUUUAACUGCUUGCUACUCUUCUUCCAUGGCUUAACCCAAUGAGAGAAAGUCUUUCCCUAAAAGCUGUCAAGGUUUGUACAUCUUCUAUUGUACAGAAAGUGAAUAGCUUAAUCAAUUGAUAGUGACAGAAUUAGAGUACUUCCCAAGCAAAGUCAGCCUCUGAAUAUCAAAGAAACGGAACAAUGAUAUCCCCAUAUGCAGCGGAGUCACGUCUUUCCCAAGUAUUUUACAGCAUGUUUCUAGCAUAAAGCAUCGCAGAUCAAAGUGCUGUUAUAAAUCACUUUAUAUAAUCGGAUCUGUUUUAUUUUCUUCGAACUCUAAACUAACAAGGGGUAGGCCUGUGCUUUUUGCCAUUUUCUUUAAUAAAUGUAGGUUUUGGUUUAACUUAACAACCCUUCACUGACACGGAGAUAGGCUAUAUAGAGAGUGCAUGGUGGGUGGAGGAAUUGACCAACAAAUCUAUGGAUAUAGCAGCCUAUAGCUUCAUUUUGUCUGUCGAACAGGUAGUCCAAUCUAUUAUUUCUUAAAUAGGAAGAAAUGGCUACAACACAAAGCCCUCUUGAUGUUAGUAAAGUCUAAUGAAAAUGAAGACGAUUGAAAUGAAUUAUGCCUACUCGAAUUUGCCUACUUUCAGCACCAUGACCUGUCAUUUUCGAUUGAUUGUGCCGCGGCUGCUACUUCAAGUUUCAGCACCACAAUGUAAGUUACUAGAAUCUGGCUUAUUGUGAGGUCAAUAACUCUGAUAAAUACAUCAUGGGCAAGAAACAUAUUGUUUUUAUAAAUUCAAUUAUACAGUGAGGGAAAAAAGUAUUUGAUCCCCUGCUGAUUUUGUACGUUUGCCCACUGACAAAGAAAUGAUCAGUCUAUAAUCUUAAUAGUAGGUUUAUUUGAACAGUGAGAGACAGAAUAACAACUAAAAAAGCCAGAAAAACGCAUGUCAAAAAUGUUAUAAAUUGAUUUGCAUUUUAAUGAGGGAAAUAAGUAUUUGACCCCCUCUCAAUCAGAAAGAUUUCUGGCUCCCAGGUGUCUUUUAUACAGGUAAUGAGCUGAGAUUAGGAGCACACUCUUAAAGGGAGUGCUCCUAAUCUCCGCUUGUUACCUGUAUAAAAGACACCUGUCCACAGAAGCAAUCAAUCAAUCAGAUUCCAAACUCUCCACCAUGGCCAAGACCAAAGAGCUCUCCAAGGAUGUCAGGGACAAGAUUGUAGACCUACACAAGGCUGAAAUGGGCUACAAGACAUUCACCUAGCAGCUUGGUGAGAAGGUGACAACAGUUGGUGCGAUUAUUCGCAAAUGGAAGAAACACAAAAGAACUGUCAAUCUCCCUCGGCCUGGGGCUCCAUGCAAGAUCUCACCUCGUGGAGUUGCAAUGAUCAUGAGAACGGUGAGGAAUCAGCACAGAACUACACGGGAGGAUCUUGUCAAUGAUCUCAAGGCAGCUGGGACCAUAGUCACCAAGAAAACAAUUGGUAACACACUACGCCGUGAAGGACUGAAAUCCUGCAGCGCCCGCAAGGUCCCCCUGCUCAAGAAAGCACAUAUACAGGGCCGUCUGAAGUUUACCAAUGAACAUCUGAAUGAUUCAGAGGAGAACUGGGUGAAAGUGUUGUGGUCAGAUGAGACCAAAAUCGAGCUCUUUGGCAUCAACUCAACUCGCCGUGUUUGGAGGAGGAGGAAUGCUGCCUAUGACCCCAAGAACACCAUCCCCACCGUCAAACAUGGAGGUGGAAACAUUAUGCUUUGGGGGUGUUUUUCUGCUAAGGGGACAGGACAACUUCACAGCAUCAAAGGAACGAUGGACGGGGCCAUGUACCGUCAAAUCUUGGGUGAGAACCUCCUUCCCUCAGCCAGGGCAUUGAAAAUGGGUCGUGGAUGGAUAUUCCAGCAUGACAAUGACCCAAAACACACGGCCAAGGCAACAAAGGAGUGGCUCAAGAAGAAGCACAUUAAGGUCCUGGAGUGGCCUAGCCAGUCUCCAGACCUUAAUCCCAUAGAAAAUCUGUGGAGGGAGCUGAAGGUUCGAGUUGCCAAACGUCAGCCUCGAAACCUUAAUGACUUGGAGAAGAUCUGCAAAUAGGAGUGGGACAAAAUCCCUCCUGAGAUGUGUGCAAACCUGGUGGCCAACUACAAGAAACGUCUGACCUCUGUGAUUGCCAACAAGGAUUUUGCCACCAAGUACUAAGUCAUGUUUUGCAGAGGGGUCACAUACUUAUUUCCUUCAUUAAAAUGCAAAUCAAUUUAUAACAUUUUUGACAAAUGCGUUUUUCUGGAUUUUUUGUUUGUUAUUCUGUCUCUCACUGUUCAAAUAAACCUACCAAUACAAUUAUAGACUGAUCAUGUCUUUGUCAGUGGGCAAACGUACAAAAUCAGCAGGGGAUCAAAUACUUUUUUCCCUCACUGUAGUUGUAGCAGGCUAUCAAAGUUGACCUCCGGUCCUCCUCCUCAUCUUCGCGCUCUCCUUCUCAAACUGAACAGAACAUAGGCUAUAGACAAGUCUGUGUGCAAGAUAGUGAAUUUUUGGGACUAGGCCUAGUCAAAAAUCAUCUUUGUGUCUUCUCCUGAACUGCCACCGUAGCCCUACACAGCAUAGCCAUUGGAUAGGCAGCAUACAAAAACUUUUUUGAUCAGUAAGAGCAGAGCAGUGUGUAAUGCACCCUAGUUUUAUCUACAUCAUCCCAGCAGCUAUCUUAGAAAUAUAACUUUGAUCUGUGGUUCUCUGAGCAUACACUUCGUAGCCUAUAGGCUUUGGAUCAUUUGAUUGAGACCACACUUAUAGGCGCAAUUGAUAUUCAUGCUCUUUCCAUGACAUAGGCUGACCAGGUGAAUCUAGGUGAAAGCUAUGAUCCCUUAUUGAUGUCACCUGUUAAAUCCACUUCAAUCAGUGUAGAUGAAGGGGAGGAGACAGGUUAAAGAAGGAUUUUUAAGCCUUAAGACUUAAAAGUGUUGUUGUUGUUUUUAUCGCACUGCUUUGCUUUAUCUUGGCCAGGUCACAGUUGUAAAUGAGAACUUGUUCUCAACUGGCUUACCUGGUUAAAUUAAAUUAAAUUUAAAAAGACAGUUGAGACAUGGAUUGUGUGUGUGCCAUUCAAAAUGUUUAAGUGCCUUUGAACAGGGUAUGGGAGUAGGUGCCAGGCGCACUGGUUUGAGUGUGUCAAGAACUGCAAUGCUGCUGGGUUUUUCAUGCUCAACAGUUUCCCGUGUGUUUCAAGAAUGGUUCACCACCCAAAGGGCAUCCAGCCAACUCGGCACAACUGUGGGAAGUAUUAGAGUCAACAUGGGCCAGCAUCCCUGUGGAACACUUUCGACACCUUGUAGUCCGUGCCCCGACGAAUUGAGGCUGUUCUAAGGGCAAAAGGGGGAGCAACUAAAUAUUAGGAAGGUGUUCGUAAUGUUUUGUACACUCAAUCUAUAGCCUAAUAAGCAACUAAUUCUAAAACACUGAGAAAUAUUGAAACGUUCUAAAUACAAAUUACAUGACCCUCCCCUGGACUAGAUUAAAAAUAAUACUAAAUCCUCCCCUUGAUUGAAAUUGAAAAAGCCUGACCCUCCCCCAUUUUUUCUCCAGGUAACCAUUAUGUAAAUGUUGAUCCAUCCCUAAUUAUUAUCUAUCCUAAUGCCUAGUCACUUUACCCUGCAUUCAUGGACAUAUCUACCUCAAAUACCUCAUACCCCUGCACAUUGAUCUGGUACUGGUACUCCCUGUAUAUAGCUCCAUUCUUGUGUAUUUUAUUCAUUUAUAUUUAAGUAAUUUAUCAGAUGCUCUUAUCCAGAGCGACUUACAGGAGCAAUUAGGGUUAAGUGCCUUGCUCAAGGGCACGUCGACAGAUUUUUCACCUAGUCGGCUUGGGGAUUAGAACCAGCAACCUUUCAGUUACUGGCACAACGCUCUUAACCACUAAGCUACCUGCCGCCCUUAUUUCUCUUGUGUUACUAUUUUUCUUUUUAUUAAUAUUUUAUAACUCUGCAUCGUUGCGAAGGUCUCAUUGGUAAAGUCUACGCCUGUUGUAUUUUGGCGCAUGUGACAAAUAACAUUUGAUAUGAUUUGAUUUGUGAGGGCAGAAGUGGUUUGUUUUCUGAGGGCUGUGUUUAGAGAGAGCUGGCCAGGAGUUGUGUGACUUGGCCAGGAGGUGUGUUAGUGUUGGCUCCUCUUUUCUUCUCUCCGCUCCUUUCUUUCCCUCUCCUCCAUUGGCAUGACGCAGGCUAAGACUUGAGUAAGUUUAGCAGCCCCCUGAGGGUAGGCACAGAGCAGGAGAAACACAGGGUCAGCCUACAGCCCCCCUCUCUACCUCUCUUUCCCUCUCUCUACCUCUAUUCCUCUAAUGCUUUUUCCCUCUCCACCAGGUGAAAACAGUGGGGAUGGAACAAGGCCCUGCAGUUCUGGAGGCUGGGGCUAGAACCUAGACCCCUCUCCCUCUCCCAUCUCUCUUUCCCUCUCUCUUUAUAUCCAUUUUCAGGUCAAACAUAACCGAAAGUAAAUCAUGAAGUCGGCAAAUCAGGAGUUUGAUAUCUAGAACGAUAGGACCCUUCCUCCAUCUUCGUUUCCUCUCGUAAUCCAUGAGAGCAAAGCAGAGACGAGAGAGGAGAACAGAAGCGGCAAGAGAGUGAAGAGGGAGCCAGAGGCAGGUACGAAGAGUAGGAGAAGGGAGAGAGAGAGAGACGAGAAGAGAGAGAGAGAGCGAGAGAGGGAGCGGGAGAGAGAGCGAGAGAUGCGAGAGAGACUGAGAGUCUAUCCCUUCGUUCUAUUAAUCUGAUGCUCGUCCUAGAUCUUCUUUCUUCUCUAUCUCUUUCUAGGGAGGUAAGAUCCCUAUCAGGUGGACAGCUCCAGAGGCCAUCUCCUACAGGAAGUUUACCUCGGCCAGCGACGCCUGGAGCUACGGCAUCGUGCUCUGGGAAGUGAUGUCAUACGGGGAGCGACCUUACUGGGAGAUGUCCAAUCAGGACGUGAGUACACAGCUGUCGCCAAGGAGAUCUAAUGAACUUCCUGCUGAGAGAGGAAAUGAUGCGUAGAGUGGCCAGGUGGUGGACUGAGCCUGAGGCCUGAUGGCCUGGACCAGAAAUACAGCUCUAGCACCUGAGCUGACACACGCGCGUACGCACACACACACCACACAAAAAUGCAGCAUUGUCACCUGAGCACAGCACUCAGAGAGAGACAGAGGGAGGGCUACUAUCAUGAGCGGCUGCACAGUCAGCACUUCUGCCAGUACAGUACUGUCUCACUACCAGCUCUCCAACUCCCCUGGACUAUAAUAACACCUCCAUCUCUACCACCCACUGACACACUGUACUGCCUCCUCCUAUGUACUGUCCUGCGGCACACCUAAUUAUCUCUCUCACUCUCGCUCUCUCUCCUCCGCUCUCUCCCCCUCUCGCUCUCUCCCCCCUCUUCUCUCUCUCUCUCUCGCUCCCCCUCUUCUCUCUUUCUCUCUCUCUCUUUCUCUCCCUCCCUCUCUCUCCCCCUCUCUCUCUCUCUCUCUCUCUCGCUCUUUCUCUCGCUCUUUCUGUCUCUCUCUCUCUCUCUCUCGCUCUCUCACUCUCUCGCUCUCUCUCUCGCUCUCCCUCUCUCUCUCUCUCUCUCGCGCUCUCUCUCCCCUCUUCUCUCUCUUUCUCUCUGUCCCUCCCUCCAGGUUAUCAAAGCAGUAGAUGAGGGCUACAGACUGCCUCCUCCUAUGGACUGUCCUGCUACUCUGUACCAGCUGAUGUUGGACUGCUGGCAGAAGGAGAGGAACAAUAGACCCAAGUUCGAACAGAUCGUCAGCAUCCUGGAUAAACUCAUACGCAAUCCUGGGAGCCUGAAGAUCACAGCCAACACCUCACCCAGGUACUAUAAACAUCUACACAUCAUGCUCUCAACCCUGACCUCUGACCCCUGAACCCUAACCCAACCCUGGCAGCCAACACAUCAUCCAGGUACUAUACAUAGUGACGGAAAAGAAAGCCAGACAUUUCAUAGGCUCCUUUUUUCUGAUUCAUAUACAGUCAAUGAACUAAGUAGACCAGACCCAGCUGCUAUCGCAUUGGUGCCUAUGUGAGAGCCACCCCGUAAGUAGACCGGAACUGUGACCAUUUUUUGUAAAUAGCCUUUAUGGGAUAUCUUCAUUUAUCCACCAUCUUUACUAUACAGAUCUAAACUUAACAGCUAGCCAUACUCAGUUGUUUUAGUGUUAGACAAUGUGACGUCUUUCUCAUCCACUCAACCCCCAUGCACCUGCCCCCCUAACUCACAGCUGUACCUCUCUGCUCCUCCCCCAUGCACCUGCCCCCCUAACUCACAGCUGUACCUCUCUGCUCCUCUCCCAUGCACAUGGCUCUUUCCCCCCUUUAACGCCUAAUCACUGCACCUGACUCAUUACCCCUCUCCCACACACCUGGCUCAAUACGGAUGGACAUAUCGAACAUAUCCACUCCCCACAGAACAUCCUGCUCAUUAGUGACAGCAGCGACAGGAAACACUGUCCUCCACCCUGGGACUCGUUUAUCCCUUCCUCGCUUUUAGUUUCUUUCUCUCUAUCACACGCUUCCCCUUCUGCUGGCCUUCAAUGUUACUGAUACUGUCUCUACCUCGCCUUACAACCAAGGUGCAAGACCUUGGUGGAUCUAUAAAAUAUAUAAACCACAUUUGAAUCACAAACGAUAGCAACCCCAUAUUGUAAUAGAGGCCUCAUAGAAGGUGUUCCUCCACCUCUGUUAAUGUGUUAGGUCAAGAUAGUGGUGUAUAGGCCUAAUGGGAGUGUUGUAUGUACAGUAUUAUGGAACAGACCCCUAUAGGGGAGAUAAGUUAUAUAGUAUGGGACAGAUCCCUAUAGGGGAGAACAUCUAUAUAGUAUGGGUCAGAGCCCUAUAGGGGAGAUCAUUUAUAUAGUAUGGGACAGACCCCUAUAGGGGAGAGCAUUUAUAUAGUAUAGGACAGACCCCUAUAGGGGAGAGCAUCUAUAUAGUAUGGGUCAGAGCCCUAUAGGGGAAAGCAUUUAUAUAGUAUGGGUCAGAGCCCUACAGGGGAGAGCAUUUAUAUAGUAUGGGACAGAUCCCUAUAGGGGAGAGCAUCUAUAUAGUAUGAGACAGACCCCUAUAGGGGAGAGCAUUUAUAUAGUAUGGAACAGACCCCUAUAGGGGAGAGCAUCUAUAUAGUAUGGGACAGAUCCCUAUAGGGGAGAGCAUUUAUAUAGUAUGGGACAGAUCCCUAUAGGGGAGAGCAUCUAUAUAGUAUGGGACAGAUCCCUAUAGGGGAGAGCAUCUAUAUAGUAUGGAACAGACCCCUAUAGGGGAGAGCAUUUAUAUAGUAUGGAACAGACCCCUAUAGGGGAGAGCAUUUAUAUAGUAUGGGACAGACCCCUAUAGGGGAGAGCAGUAUUAUCUUAACAUUGUUCUCAUUAUGGGCCCAAACCUGAUUGUAUAUAGACCCAGUUAGUGGUGACAUGGACCACACAGAGGCUGUCAUAAACAAACACUUCCUGUUUCCCGUGUACACAGGAUGUUAGGAUCUCACUCUAACUGACCCUGUGUGGUCAGGCCUCUGAGUAUGGACUCUACAAGGUGUCGAAAGUGUUCCACAGGGAUGCUGGCCCAUGUUGACCACAAUGCUUCCCACAGUUGUUAAGUUGACUGGAUGUCCUUUGGGUGGUGGACCAUUCUUGAUAAACAUGGGAAACUGUUGAGCAUGAAAAACCCAGCAGCGUUGCAGUUCUUGACACACUUAAACCGGUGUGCCUGGCGCCUACUACCAUACCCUGUUCAAAGGCACUAAAAAUAUUUUGUCUUGCCCAUUCACCCUCUGAAUGGCACACAUACACAAUCCAUGUCUCAAUUGUCUCAAGGCUUAAACAUCCUUCUUUAACAUGUCUCCUCCUCUUCAUCUACACUGAUUGAAGUGGAUUUAACAAGUGACAUCAAUAAGGGAUCAUAGCGUUCACCUGGAUUCACCUGGUCAGUCUGUCAUGGAAAGAGCACUCAGUGUAUUAUCUCCUUCUUUCUCUCACUAAACAACACCUCCUGAUAUUCCUCCUUUCUUUUACUCUCUCCUUUUUACAUGCUGUACAAUAUCCCUAAUACUCUUUCCUCUGUUUUUUCUUUUUUCCCUCCCUUUGUUUUGACCACUGUGGGACUGAGGCAUUGCUGUAGCCUGUGUAGAGUGGCCUUGGGCGGGCAGGGAGGAGGCAGGGAGGAGGCAGGGAGGAGGGGAGGCUAGAGCUGGAACAGGGGAGGGAGGGAGGCGGUGGGUUGGUGGAACAGACGUUCCUGGUAUUAUGGAGACGUCGGAGCUCAUAACGUUGACUAAUGGUUUGUUAAGAAAGUGAAAAUGAGUCCCUGGGAGUUUGCAUGUAAUUUUCCUGAUUGGCUUUUAACACUGGGCUGAGCGCAGGGUGAGAGGGGUGGAAGCAGGAGGGGGAGAGACGGAGGACAAGGUGAUUUAUGGGAGUGUGCGUGUGCGUGUGCGUGCGUGCCGCUAUACCGCAGGAGCAGCUGUGUUCGGCCUCACACACCUAAUAUGUCUCUGGGCUGCACUGACUAAUGGAGAUCCCAUCCCCCACAGGCCCAGAUCAAAGCUGUAGCUAGAGUACAUUGUCUGGGGACCUGGGGUGAGAGUUUGAGUCUAUGGGGCGAAAGGGAGAGAAUCUUAGUGCAGGAGUACCUUAACAGGCCAAAGGCGAGUGAGGAGAGGGCUUGAAUACAGGGUGUCCGAGGAGUGAAAAGGACUGAAGAUAUGAGAAGAGGGGGGUUUGGGAUUUGGGUUUGAUGAGUAUGAGCUUAGAGGGCUAUAGAGAGUGGCCUGGGGCCUUAUUUAUCAACCGUGCUUACAUUUCUUACAAAAUUCUGGCGUACGUGGUGAUUCUAUGAUUUGCGUGCGCAACAAAAUAUUGGGAUUUAUUGAACUGUCGCACGCAACAUAUACACAUGUUUUGCAUUGAUAAAUCAGAGCCAUUCUAUAUUUCUGUGCUCGUGAACGACCGCUACAACCUUGCCUGGAAAACGCCCUGGUAACAAAAAGCCUUAAUUUGCUGUAUAAUUUGGAAAUGUUGGAACUGGGCCAUGUCAAUUUCUACAAGAAACUGUAAUUGCACAUUUCUGUAGAUGUGUGGGCAGAAUGUUUUCAUCUUUUGCAGUGACUUUUUCAAACAAAAAAUGCAUGCCGCCUAUAGCGAGUGCCAAACACUGGCCGCGCACACUGCAUGAUUGAUUGUCUAGUCAAACAAUUUAAAAGUACAUUCUACAGCCCACACUUCUAUGCAGAAGACUUGGUUCAUCAUUUUGUUCAUUUUGUCUGUCAAUACAUGAUUGUGUUUCUAUCUCCUGUCUUGGUAUAGGCUCUGAGAUGAAAUAUGGUAGGCUACAGUAUGAUGUCACGCUCCUGUCUUACAGCAAUACUGCAGCCUAGGCCUACCCAUACUGGCUAGGCAGCCAUACUCAACAGACGGACCGCAGUCCGGAUCCGGUCCCUGAACGGGGUUAAUAUGGACCGUUGGUUUUUAGGAACCUAGUUGGGCUUUCGAUUUAUUGCGGUUAAUAGUAGAAUACACAAGGUGCAAUUUCGAAAUUUGGUAGUGCAUGGACAGUUUUCCUCUUGUUAUGUCAUUCACUAACAAAUCUUAGAAAGCUAUUUAUAACCUGUCAGAAAUUCAGUUGAUCAACUAGCCCAUGUUAACUAGGUAGGUAAAUUAGGCUAAGCAGCUAUCUAAAUCUUGUAGUUUUAUCAUGGCCAGAUUAUGUGCCCAUUGGAGCCUCGACCCCCAGGGGGCCCCAUUGAUUUUGUUGACUCACUUGGGUAUCAUAUGAACACACAUAAGACAUGGCAAAAUGUGUAGAAUUGCAGGAAAUUAGCUUUAAAACUACAAAAUGUUCUCUCCGCUCAUGACAAAAUGUGUAGAAUUGCAGGAAAUUAGCUUUAAAACUACAAAAUGUUCUCUCCGCUCAUGGCAAAAUGUGUAGAAUUGCAGAAAAUGUGCUUAAAAACUGCAACAUUUUCUUUCCGCCAACAAGAGGGGUGUGAACAGUUUAGGGUCGCAUGUAUCUAUCCAGACCUAUGCUACCUAGGAAAUGUGUGUGACCGGACCUUCUCAAAUAGUAGUUGAGUACCCCUGGUCUAGGCUACCGCCGGUCUAUUUACUUUUGACCAUGCUUGGCUAUUGAAUGAGCAAUCGAUAAAUGGUAGCCUAAUAUUUGUUGUGUAGUGGGAAUAAACCAGUCAUGUCAGAAAAUAUGAUUAUGAGUUAGGCCCAAGUCAAAGAAACAUAGGCUACAUGCUGCUAUGGAAUCUCCUUACCAAUGGCAAAUGCAUCUAUUUUAUCAUCAUGUUUUUAUGUUUUUAUUAGCUUAUCAUUAUUAUAAUUCCCUUGUGUGAAACGCCUCUGUUUCCCCAAAAAUAACAAUAUAUGCUUGUAAUACAAUUAUUUAACCACUAGAAUUUGUGCGUAAGCAUGGUCUGAGAUUUGUGUGGAGAUACGCACACUUUCCCGUCAAGUUAAAAUUGGAUAAAUACCAACCUUUGCAGGAAAAGUGGCGCACCCAAGGUUUAGAGUCUUGUGUGCGUACGCACCUUGGAUAAAUGAGGCCCCUUGUGAAGGGGGAUGGGGAAAGGGAGGUGUGGAAAAAGGGAUGAGCGAAGUGGGGAAAAGGGGAGAUACAGAUGGCCAGAUGGAGAGAGGAAUGGAGGGGUGGAAGAAUGGCGGGGUGGAGGGCUGGGGAGUAGACUGGGAGAAGCCCAGCAGAGCCAUUUCAGUUCCCCUCACAGUGAGAGUUGCAUUCCUCUCCUCUCUUCUCCUCCUCUCCUGUCCUCCACCAAGAUGCCCAGAUGUCAACCUCUCCUCCGCCUCCUCGUUCCCAUAUCCUUAUCUCCUCCUCUUUUUAUCCUUCUCUCCCUUUCUCCAUCUCUCCCUCUGCUCCUCUGAGAGCCUUAAAAACAUGCUCCUACAGAGCAGUGGUCUUUCAGAAAUCAGUGGAAAACAGACAGAGAGAAAACGGACAGAAAAAGGAGGAGGGAGAAGAAGACAGGGACGGUGGAAUUUAUCUUUGCUUUCUAUUUUCUAAAUCCUGCCGUUGGUAAGAUGAUGCGUACACAUUGGUUUAAGAUACCAACUCCUCUCCCUGACAACUAGCAUGUUCUUUUCAUCCCCCUCCUUCUCUCUCAUCCGUCGUUCUCUUCCUCUAGCGCAGCUGAAAAUAAAGAAUAAAGCAAACCAACAGAAUCACACAGAGGGAAGAUAAGGUCAUCUAUAGUUUACCUCUACACUGACACAAUGACUGUUCUGAAGGGAGAGGACAGAACUUUACAGAUCAAUAGUCUCCUCAUACAUGACUGAUGGUUUAAUCAGGGAGCUGUGUGUGUUUUUGUUUGCCUCGUUCCCUCCAUCUAUCCCUCUCUCCUCUCUUAUCUCUUCUGCCCGGUUGGCCCUCAGCUAUCAGACAGGCCUCUGAUGAUCAGGAAGAGAUUCAAUCACACACCAGUCUCUAAGCUUUCCCUUUCCUUUGCCACUUCUUUCUCUAUCCUCUUCUGCUUGUUCUUGUUCUAGCUCAAACUAGCUUUUGCUGUCCCCAUGGUGAGGUGUCCGUCUGAUUGGCUGCUUAGUUGGGUCACUAUGUUCCAGACAGACUGUCUAUGGGCUGUCUUACUGCUUUGUUUACUUUCUUAAGUUAGGCAAAAAUAUGUUCCAGAACCGUCUAGUAGUCUUACCUGUCCCAUCGGUAGCAUACGUCAUUCUCACACACCGUCACAGAGCCAACACACAAACCUCCCACAUGACACACAACACAAAUUCACUUGCUGUGAUGUAGAUGUGUGUCAUUAUAUAUAAUACACUCAGCCUCAGGGUGGACUUGACUUCCUGCUAUUAUGAUUAGUUUAUUUACACUACUGUAAAUAGACGUCUCUAUGGGAAUACCAAGCUGGUUUCCUGUCCUGUGUUGGCUUGUAUUCCCUAGGCUGUGUUUGCCUGUGUGUGUGAUCAGAUGCUAUGGUCCCAGUCGUCCUAUGGUUUGUUUUCUGACUCACUGUCUGAUUUGACACACACAUGCACAUACACACGCACGCACACACAUAACCUUUCUGAAUGGCUCUGACACAACACCCAUCAUUGUUGAGUGUGAGUCAGGAUUGUUGUUGAUGUGACCUGAGUUGGUCUGACCUGCCCUGACCCUGCCUCAUAGGGAGAAGGUGGACUUGUUGAUUUGGAUGUUGAUCGGAUAUGACUGUAGCAACAGCUGCCGUGCCUGGUGUCCACUAAAUACAAUACAAAACAACAUAAUGUUGUUGGCUCAGGAGAUGUGGGGAGUGUCUCCUGGUCUGGUGUUGGUUUAGCAGAUGUUUGUCUGUCUGUCUGUCUGUAAACAUGGUCAGGGUUAAGGACAGACUCACAGACAGUCCUCUCUGCCUGACUCUUCUUCUACAGAUCUGCAAUCUUAAUUUGACCAGUUUCUCACAGCAGGAAAAUAAUCCUGCAGCAACAGGAAAUGUGAAUUAUUAUGUAGAUUAUCAUUCAUGGACAUUUUUGUAGGGGUUGAUACAUUUUUCGCUAUGGCAAAUCAAGUCUGGCAUUUUAAAGUGGAAAUUACAGAAACUUUAGAAGCCUUUUUAACCGAUUUCCAUUUUCUGUAGUGCAGAACAAUUCACUGCGACAACAGAGUAAUCAAAUUAAGAUAGUACAUCUGUACAUCACUCUCUCCUCCUCUCCUUCUCUCCUCUCUCCUCCUCUCUCCUUCCCUCUCCUGUCACUCAAAUCUCUUCAUAACAGUACCUCCAGCCAUGACAUGCUAUUCAACCUAUACAUUAUUGUUAAUGGAACAGCAUGAAUUUUAAUUUGAUUUAAUUAUUUGAUUUAGUUUCUAAUCUGAUAAAGGUUGCAGUAUUGAAAAUUAUAGUAUUUUUAAGAGAAAAUAAUAAUGUAAGUAUAUGAACAUUUAUGCUUGUUUUGUUAUAUAAUCAUAUUGUUAAGAGAUGUCACAUCUAAAACGUAAAUAUAGAAUCUACACUUUAUGGUUUUAUUUUCAUUUUGCUUAAAGCCCAUCCAACAUACAUACAGCUAUAUUGACUUAAUUCCUUAGAAACAGUGCAAACAGUCAUAUUGGGAAAUCAUCAGACUGGUCUGUAUGAUAAAGUAAACAUUACAUUGUGUGUGGCUUUCCUUUCACUGGGGAGAGCUUGUCCAUAACACACAGCAACAGAACGGGUUUGUGGGUAGUCCCUUCUCUCCACAGGUAUUUCCUUAUGGGGAGACCUGUGGUGCGUGUGUGUGUGUAUUUGUGUGCGUUCGUACAUGCUGUGUGCGUGCGCGUGCCCGUGUUGGUGUGUGUGUUGGUGUGUGUGUGUGUGUGCAUGGGGAAAUGUGCUUUACAGCCUUUUGUUUUUCGCUCUGUGCAGCGUGUUAUUUUAUACUCUUGUUUUCUCAAUAAUAACAUAUUCUCUGGGCAGGCAGACAGAGUUGUCAGCUGAGAGGAGGGAGAGACGAAGUAGGGAUGUUAUUAUUUCUGUUCCAAGGCUGACCAGCUCUCUGUGGGGACUGUAUUGUGUCCCAUGUUACCCCCCUCAUCACUAGUAGUUUAGGCACGGCCAGUGUUCCAACGGCUAACCAUCCAUAUCCUUUCUCUCCCCUUCUCCCCCCCUCUCCCAGGCCAGCUAACCUGCUCCUGGACAGGAGUAGUUCAGAGGUGGUUCAGUCAUUGGGAACCAUGGGGGAUUGGCUGGACAACGUGAGGUCUCUGCCCUUUAAGGAGGCCUUCUCUGGGGUCAGCUACAGCUCCUGUGACACCCUGCCCAAGACCUCCGCAGAGUAAGGCUGCUUCUUAUGACGCUCUGUAGUAACACUCAGAUUCACACUUACAGGACUCACUGAAGACUUGCUGAGGAAGCAAUGGUCAAUUUGAAUUUCAGUUUUUUUGGCUUGUCCAACCAGCAAAAAAAAUGUAAGUUGUUGUAUAAGAUGAUUUAGGUUUGCAUAUGGGCAUGAUCUAAUAUUUGACGAGAUAUGGGAAUACCUUGACAUUUUUGGGUCUGAGUGCAACAGGCUUAAAACAGGACUUUUCCCUGAGAAAGUCUCUCAUGCCACAGCAACCCAGAUUGAAUACACCCCACCCCCACUGAGACGCCAACAUGUUUACAAUCUGCUCCCAUUACUUGGAGGCACCGCUGUGGGUCUAAUCUGUUAACCAUGGAUAGCAGGAUUUGAUUGUAAUCUUUAAUGACAGAGCUUUAGCCACGCUCACUGGUACACACACACACACACACACACACACACACACACACACACACACACAGAGUGUGAGAGAGAGCGAGAGAGAGACUCUCUAAGCUCCAGUUCUGACAGGAUCUACAGCCUGUGAACAGCUUUAGUAGAGUGGAUCUGGCAGAAUCUACGAUCACAACCCCAAUGCACCCCCGUCCAACUCAUAGCAACCUCUCUCUCUCUCUAAUAAUAAACCUCCAUUUGGGCUACCGGCUCCUCCAUGUUGCUCAUAUGGGCUUCAUGGGAAAUGCAGUGAUUUGGCCCGCUAGAGGUUUUCUCUCUCUGUCCCUUUCUUUCUCUCUCAUUUUCCUUUAUUUCUUUCCCUCCUUCCCUCUCUCUCAGCGGAGGAUAUGGCCUUUGGGGACCUGCUGUUGUGUUAAUUGAUGAGGUAUUUGACAGUGUAAAUAAUGUGACAGUUAUAAUCAGGCUGAUCAAAGCGGAGGUCUCCCUAACCCUCUGUCUCCCUAACCCUCUGGACUCGACAGUGACUACAAAGCCUAACAAAAGGCCCAGGAAGUAAUUACCACAUUGCCUUUUGUUCUGAUGUCAAUAUAAAUAAUAAAAUGCAAAUAGUGUAUGAAAUUUCCUCCUCACCAUGGCCUAGUUUAAUUGCCUGAGAGAGAGCCUGAUCUGUCCAACAAUGAACUCUCUUUCGCUAUUGCUCUCUCUCUCUCUCGCUCUCUCUCUCUCGUGCUUUCUCUCUCUUUUUUGCAUUUUUCUCAGAACAUUUAAUCAAUGAAUUAAUGUCAUCAAUUAAGGAAUCCUUUUAACCAAUCACUACAGAGGCACAAAAAGGCUUGCUUUGCAGACUCAGUAGAAAACCAUGUACAGUAUUGAUGGAAUACAUCACAGAUCAACUGUACAGCCUACACAUCGUUUCUGCUAACAGGAUCAUUAUAAAGACAUUUCUGAUCCACCCCUUUUGGAUCAUAACUGGAUAAAACCAUGAAUAGGAUCAUAUGCGUGUUUUAAUCCUCUGAGGGUAUAGCCCUGACACACAGACAGACCAGUCCCGGACCGGAGGAUACAUCAGUCUAUUGAUUAGUAGUGUCUUAAUCCAGUUCUUUAUAUUCAGCAGGAGACUACCCACCCACGCUCUGACUCUGACCUCUGUUUGUCUGCCAGAGUAAUCAAACCCUCAUACCGCUCCUCAAUCCAUUGACACAGCAUACUUAUAUACACUCUUAGAAAAAAGGAUUCCAAAAGGGUUCUUCGGCUGUCCCCCUCUGUUGAUAGGGUUCUACAUCGAACCCAAAAGGGUUCUACCUGGAACCAAAAAGGUUCUACCUGGAACCAGAAAGGGUUCUUCAAAGGGUAUCCUAUGCGGACAGCCGAAAAAACCUUUUAGGUUCUAGAUAGCACCUUUUUUUCUAAGAGUGUAGCUACUGAUGAAUUGACAAAGAUGUUGGUUUAAAAUUGAGGUUCUGGUAGUUCUGAGGCUGGGUGGUCCAGCCUGAGGCAUCAGACUUCCUCCCCUCUCCCAUUUUCUUUACUGUCUCUCUGCCUCACUUCUAGUGACACACAGCAGCAGGAAUCAAGUCUCUGUAUGCUCUCACAGUGAAGGGCCUCUUCAGAGUUCUAGAUGAGACAGUCCUUUCUGUCUGACUGGCAGGAAGCUGCUCACUGUAAACACUUCCAACAUAUCCAUUAAGGUUCUCAUUGGUCAUGUGUCAGAGGAGGAAUAUGGCGGUCAGGAGUUUGGGCCCUUGUCUACUUAAACCUGAUAGAUGAUGAGCUUUAAAACACUUUAAAACACUUCAAAAUGGAAGGGACAAAACGUGGUCAUUUGUUUUUAUCCAUUUUAUUGUAUGAGUCAUUCACCGCCUAGACUGUUUUUUUUUAAUGUCAUACUUUAUGUAUUCAUGUUUUAUGCAGUUUAUUAUGUUUUGAUUUGUCACAUGUUGUUCAUGGUGUUAACGCUGUGUACCCAUACACCUUUUUGAGAGACUGUUGCCUGUAUGGCUGUGUGAACUUAUAUUCACAUUCCCUGGCCCUGCGUCCUGCAUGUGUGUACUGUAGAAUCUGCCUGACGGAGGUCCAGCACCACGUCACAGCAGCCACCUGCCCAGAGUGGGAGCCUUCCAUGGGGAUCACCACCCUCUAACCCCCCCUCCUCCUCCCUUCAUACUCCAGAGACAACGGAUGGUGGGUGGACCGCAGUACACUGACUGGCUGCCCUCCAAACUAGAACCCCCUGCUUGCAUCCAAAUAACUUUUCCUAAGGACUUUUCAUUUAUUGUUUCAUGUGCAUCCUACAGAGUAGCAGAGAAGCCUGUUGCACUAAAACUGAAGCUCAAUGUGAAACCAAAGCUACAGUAUGUUAACUGAGUGGGUUUGAGCUGUGCUGUUUCUAACUCAGAUCUGCUUCACUAAUAUGCUUCUAUAACAACAGUCACCCACAGGAGAAGAGCUGAAGAUGUCUUGUCCACUGCUGUACCCUAAUAUCACACUGCUGUACCUAAUAUCACACUGCUGUACCCUAAUAUCACACUGCUGUACCCUAAUAUCACACUGCUGUACCUAAUAUCACCAUGCUGUACCUAAUAUCACCAUGCUGUACCUAAUAUCACCAUGCUGUACCUAAUAUCACCAUGCUGUACCUAAUAUCACCAUGCUGUACCUAAUAUCACCAUGCUGUACCUAAUAUCACCAUGCUGUACCUAAUAUCACCAUGCUGUACCUAAUAUCACCAUGCUGUACCCUAAUAUCACCAUGCUGUACCUAAUAUCACACUGCUGUACCCUAAUAUCACCAUGCUGUACCUAAUAUCACCAUGCUGUACCUAAUAUCACCAUGCUGUACCUAAUAUCACCAUGCUGUACCUAAUAUCACCAUGCUGUACCCUAAUAUCACCAUGCUGUACCUAAUAUCACCAUGCUGUACCUAAUAUCACCAUGCUGUACCUAAUAUCACCAUGCUGUACCUAAUAUCACCAUGCUGUACCUAAUAUCACCAUGCUGUACCUAAUAUCACCAUGCUGUACCUAAUAUCACCAUGCUGUACCUAAUAUCACCAUGCUGCUACAUACAGUCCACUAGAUGAAAGAUAACACACUCUUUUAAGUUGUGUGUGUCUUUAUAACAUGAUGUGUGUAACCCAUGCUGUGUGCCUACGUUGUGACAAAGCUUGCCAUAACCAUUUUGUUUUAUUAUGCAUUUAUUAUCCACCUAUUUGUACCAGUGCUGCUCCCUUCCAAAGACACACACACACACACACACACACACAAACACACACACACACGCACUACACACACACACCACUUCAGACUAAGCAUGACAAUAUACCAACAACUGCUCAAGGCCACUCUCCCAUCAGCUGACUAGUGAGCUCUGGCAGCCCAUCGGCCUUCUGGGAAAUGUGGUCCUCUGUGAUUGACAGGCCAGCGGAAGGGGGAGGGGAGGGGCAUCACUGACGGCAUGCCAUUAAUGUCACUGUGUCACACUAAAGCACUAACUCUUUAUUUCUCAUUCUCAUUCUCUCUCUCCCCCUCCUCUCUCUUUCUACAGGGACCUAAAGAAGGUUGGUGUGACUAUCGUCGGACCCCAGAAGAACAUUGUGAGCAGCAUCAAAGCACUAGAGAGCCACAGUAAGAACGCCCCUGUCCCAGUGUAACUCGACUGAGCCACUACAGACUGGCUGUCUGGCUGUCUGGCUGUCUGGCUGACUGGCUGACUUGCUGACUGGCUGCCCUCUGGGCCCCGUUCCAAUCUGAAUGAAGCCCCUCUGCCCCGUUCCAUUCUGAAUGAAGCCCCUGUGGGCCCGUUCCAUUCUAAUGUAAAGCUUCUCCCCUUCAGUUCCUCCCUCCACUCCAGUGAGACCUCUGUGAACGUUUCAGUGACGUUCCUUCCACAAGGGAGCCCUCCCCUUGCAUGGGGUAGUGAUGGGGAGAGGAGGGGCUCAUUGGAUUAGAACAGCCCUCUGAUCUCUCUAACAUACAAGAAGGAAGUUCCAAACUAAAGGAGGAAGUAGACGUUAGAAAAGUGGUGCAGCGGAGGGCGACUGCCCUGGAGAUUGAUUAUGUCACCAUGUUGUCAUGCCCUGACACUGAACACAGGGCAAGCAGUCAGACUGACACAACAACUGUUCGACGCGCCACAUCAAUGCUGAAAUGCCUUACUGAGAACAGGAGAGGAGGGGAGAGAACCUGGCCUUGGACCUUGGGGGCAUGGCGAUAAAGGGCUGGAGCUGGGAUUGGAUAACGUGGGACAGCAGGGCCCUGUGUGUGACCUAUAGUGGUAAGGGGCUCGUUGAGAACUGAUCCAAUCGUGAUCUGAUCCUGUGGAUUUGACUGACAGCUCUUUAACUCUGGAGAGGGGGACAUUAAAUGCCUUGAGUAUAAUAAUGCAGUCAGCAGCAGCACCAACCCACUCACAACAUCCUGGAGCAGACAGAAGCAGACCUGGAGAUUCAUUCAUGAACUCUGA